CGUCUGUGUUCCAAGGAAAAGUCAUGGAAGGAACGUGUUGCGGGAACUGAGUGAGACUGUGUGAAUCCCAUUGAUACAUUUAAAUAAGGACAACAUGUCAGUGGCCGAAUUUCCUUCGCCACCUCUGGUGCCAAAACCAUCGCCGAGAAGAACCCCUGGCAGCCGUAACCUAGUACCAAAUGGAGACGAAAGUACAGAACUUACUAACCAAUAUACAGCUGUGGAGAGAUACCAGCAUAUGCUCACAUCCCAACAGGAUGAGUUUAUCCCAGAUGAAAUUCUGCAAGUGCUCACUUCUACAGCCAAUACCGCAGAGAGAUCUGACUUGGCGAUUGGGAAAAAAAACAACCCUAUUAAAAAUGGAAAGGGCGGCCUCCGUUCGAUAGACCCAGUUUGGCACCAUCCGCUACGCAGGAGCAGGUUUAAGCAUCUAACAGACCAGCCCAUUUGUUUGACAGGAGCAGGACGGGACAUCUCAUUUCUCUGCGAUGCGUUACUUCUGGAAAAGAAGAAAAAAGCUGUUUCUUCUCAUCAUGCUGGUACCCUGAGUAAUGAAAUCUCGCUUCAGUCUACCGAAGGGGGUGUCGAGGAGAGCCUUAUCCCAAAAGAGUUUUAUGUUGUCAAGAACAAAGGGGUUCUGGGACUGGAGUAUUAUGAGGACAAAUAUACAACUCUUCUUGAAGAUGAUGAGAAGAAGCUUCGUCUGUUCCCUUCUAUGAAGCCUAGUGGAAGAGCCGAGGUUCUUCAGCUAAUGAAAGUGAUGGACACUAUGCUGAAAGAUGCAGGGGUAGAUGAGGAAAACUUAAAUCUGGACGGCCCCACUCAGAUUCAUAACUUAAUGGAAUUGCUGAAAACUGAGCAGAAUAUAUACAAUAUAGUGUUUCAUGAGCUUAUCCGUCAGGUCAGCGUGGAAUGCGUGGAGAGAGGAGAGUUGCUUGCCAAGCUCAGACAGCGAUAUGUGACGCUACUAGACAAAAUUCCACGCCAGGUGUUGAGCCUCCACAAUGAUCUUGUGGCUCAGCGCGCACUGGACAGAUGUUUAACAGAGGAAAUCAUUCACUUCAGGAACGCCAUCGGAGAGUUAACAAAUGAGUUGUACAUGGUGAGAGAACACGAUCUGCGAGUAAGCAGAGAUGCAAAGCUUGCCCAAGAGGAACUGGCAAGAGCUUUAAAAGAAGCGAAGAAGAAUGCAAAUCUUCUGCAAGAGUACCGUGAGCUGUACGAGUUACAAAGGAGUCGUCUUGAGACCCAACUGGGUCAUUUAACAGAAGAGAGGGAUCUCUGGAGCUCUGCUACAUACAGAUUAGCAAGAAAGGUAAUUGAAGCAAAUGAGCUGCAGUUGGCCCGUAGGCUUUACCUUAGUGAGAAUUCCUGGACAAAAGUCAUCAGACAUUUCAUUGUGCUUCUGGCUUCCAAGGACACAACUGACCUGUCCAGAAUCCAGCAGACAACAGAGAAAUGGCGGGAACAUAUGAUUCACUUUGAACAGGAUAUAGAGCGCAAUGAAGAGUCAAGUCGUGAAAAACUAAGGCGUAUUCGCAGUGAACUGGAGAAGUGGCAGCUGCAUUUCCAGGAAAACAUCUUUGUGGGCCAGUUGUACCAAACAGUUCCUGAUGAAGUGGCGCUUGAUAUUUUGAAGGACAUUAAGAUCUGGGAAAAUAUGCUGACUGAAGAACUGCAGCGGUUUGAAGGAGAUCUACUCCUGGGAAAUCGAGAUUCUCUGAAAACUGCAUCUGAUAUUCAUAAGCGAUGGGUUGAACUUGCAGAGAGAGUUCUUAGAAGACACCGAAGAAUGAACGGGGAGUUGGCCCCAGAGCACAAAGCCAUGGAAGAUAUGAACCAGAGCAUUAGUCAGUUGUACGAGCAAUAUGCCAGGAGAAUCGAGGGUGAAAAUGGUGUUGCCAAAUCGCUGAUGACAUUUUUUGACAACUUAACAAGCUGGUCUUUGACUAUGCAUGUCCUUAAGGAUACUCCUCAUCGAAUAAAAGAAUCGGAUUGGUUUUUGUUCUACCAGCUUAUUCCUGAUUGGAUCGCACUAGCAGACAAAACAAUAGGGUUUAUCGGAAGUCCUCAGUCAGAAGGAAGGACCUGCUUGGAUACAGUGGAAAAAGUGCGACCACAAGAUAUCUACAAAAUGGUACAGCAGUGGGUUCUGGCAACAACACAUGGAACUGAGAGAGAUGAUGCGCACCUCACCCAUGAAGCCAGCAGUCUUCAUACCGCUAUGGUCCAGUUCAUGGUAAACAUGCUGAUUCUUAUGUCUCCUGAUUACUCUUCCAAACCUUCUGAGCUAAUGUUUGCAACUCAGUUUGAGGAGGAAGUUGAUGAGAUUACAGGUCAAAAAGUGCAAGAAGAAGCAUUAAGUCUGGCUGAGAAAGUGAGCAGCUUCUCCAACUACAUAAUAAGAUGUUGCCAAGAGAUGGCGGAGAGCAUUUCUAGAGAGAAAUCAUCCCUGGCAGACGAGGACCCUGAUAAUGAAUUGAGGGAACUUCAGUCAGUUAAGAAUUCAUGUAACGAAUGGAUUGAAACAUGUCAGCUGAUUCUUUCCGAUGCUACAGGAUAUUUAAUGCCAUCCCUUGCUUCACUAGGAUUAAGCAUCAGUAAUGGUCCCGAGGAAGGCUCUCCUUUAGCAACUGGUAACGAGGCGCAACAGCACACCGCUGCGCAGUCAGAGUACAGGUCAAGUAAAAAAGCAACAGCUGAGUUCCAUCCACAGAAGCAAGAUAGUGCUGAAUUCCUUGCAGAAGACUACAUCAUUCAUAAGAAGCCCAGUGAAGAAGAAAACGCCCCUCUAUCACCCCAAGAUCAAAAAAUACUAUCUAGUAAACAGAAUUUACUGGAGAAGAAGACGCCUGAGUCAGAUGUCAUGAUGAUCAUAGGUCAUGAUGGUAACAUUCAUAACAAGUCCUUGAAAGGAGAGGAGAUCCCUGUUUCUUCUGAGGGGUUCCUGACUGGUAGCAGGCCUGACACCCCUAAGUCCUUGCAGGCUUUUGAAUACUUGACGUCAUUGGAACAAUUGCAGAACCGCCUCCUGUUAGCAGAGCAGAGAGCUCAGCACGCUGAGGAAAGGUCAGAGAAUUUGGAUGAGCAAUUAAAAGCCGCUUUACAAAAGAUACAGGAGUUGGAGAAAAUGAAGCAAAGAGAUGAAAGCAACAAAAUACUUGAGGACUCAUCCAGUGAAGUACAAACAACAGCAGAAGAGAUCGUGUCUAAACCUACAGUGAAAAAGGCCCCAAAGUCUGCAAAAUCUAAAAAGAUGAAAUAAGAAGCAUUUAGCUGGGGUGUAAUUACAGCAUUAUUUUCGCAAGACUUUGUGAAGUUUUUAUACAGACUGUAUUUUCAUUAUUGUAAUAGAUUGCAUAAAGGUGUAAUUAAGA
Messenger RNA from Bombina bombina (fire-bellied toad), 3377 nucleotides. RefSeq names its product axonemal dynein light chain domain containing 1 (gene AXDND1). The record is from RefSeq and is a predicted model, not a curated record. The transcript has 27 exons. Bases 95 to 3265 code for a protein of 1056 amino acids. NCBI's taxonomy places the organism in Eukaryota, Metazoa, Chordata, Amphibia, Anura, Bombinatoridae.